This is a messenger RNA of Mobula hypostoma (lesser devil ray), 7212 nucleotides long. RefSeq names its product adenylate cyclase type 1-like. Lineage: Eukaryota; Metazoa; Chordata; Chondrichthyes; Myliobatiformes; Myliobatidae. Gene Ontology annotation, molecular function: adenylate cyclase activity. The transcript has 22 exons. Gene Ontology annotation, biological process: intracellular signal transduction; cAMP biosynthetic process; adenylate cyclase-activating G protein-coupled receptor signaling pathway. Gene Ontology annotation, cellular component: plasma membrane. The coding region runs from base 1525 to 4956 and encodes 1143 amino acids. The record is from RefSeq and is a predicted model, not a curated record.
UCAACAAGUCAUCCGAACUAAUUCGGCAUACGCCAUCUGAUAGUGGCGCUUACCGAGCAAGUUUCUUCGCGUGACCGGAUUUGUCCUCAAACCCGGAUUGGGCAUCGCAUGGGAUGAGAUUAGGAGAGCCAAACAGGUUUCCCCUGCCCUCUGUUAAUUAUAGUGGUGCCUUCUCUUCACUUUUACCUGUAAACCGUAACCUUUUUCCGGGAGGAUACCAGACUGCCCCAAGUCCAUAUGCCGCUGCUGGUUGUGCUUAAUCGGUUUACUUAAUUAUCUUUUGCCCGUAGUACGAACGCAUUAUAAAUGGUGUGACCCCACACGGCUAGCUAUCUGAAUCAGAUUGCUCCUUCAUUCUUGUCAUUUUAUUCACGAAAUGUAACAUAAUUAAAUAGUUUUCUUUCGAAUGUUCUCUGAGCAAUUAGUAAUAAGAAGAGGUAGUGGUUUGUUUUUAACUCAGAGGAUAACCGGGGCCGCAUUGCUAAGAAAACAAAAUGUUUAUUUUUAGUUGCCGUUGGUCACACGGCCAGUAGCAAUUAAGAGCGACUGAUGCGAAAAAGAUCUGAUUCCCGAGAACUAGGUUUUGAGAUGGAAUGCAAAUUUUUGCUGAGUGGCACACACAUACACACACCACGCACGGAGGGGAAGAAAUGGACACAGACAACAUCCCAAACACUUGGUUGGUUUGUGGCAAUGAAGCAACAAUGUUGAGAAGACAGCUCCAUCCUGCGGCUUUGAGUUAAAGAUAGAAUUCAACACGGCUGCAUCUAUGGAUAUGACCUACAAAAAGAACGGCGCACCAUCCACUGCCAGAUUAGAUGUAUUUAGGAUUUGUUUGAAACACACAUCACGUAGUUGAAAGAGCAGCGGACAGAGGUUUGCUAUAUUUAAAUAGAAUUUACUGCUAAGGCUUCACACCGCAGGGAAGCGAGAGUUGAAAUAUUUGAAUUUGAAGCGAUGUCUCCGUGCGUGCACGUUCUGAGCGCCGUAUUUUUAGUUCCCCUGCAAACCCGGGUUUGGUUUUAUUCCGUGUGUUUUUUUUAUACUUUUUCCCGGCUCUUUCAUUUGCGGCGGUGUCAGAAGUCCAUGCUGGACGCUGGCGGAUGUUUCGGGGCGUUCGGAUCUGUUGCACAUCAGAUUGUUGCUGUUACGAGAGGAAGGCUCGGGCAGGGGGAAGAGAGGAGCCACUUCACCAGUUUGCACAACCUCUGCCGUUUGCUGCUGAAAGUGCCAACUUGUUUGUUUCUUUGACGUGUCUCAUCUGCCCUUCUUCCCUUCCUCAUCCUGCUCUCUGUUCUCCGUUUCCUCGCUCUCUCGGAGCCUUCGCCUCCUCAGCUGUUACCAGGAGGGGGCUGAGUGAGGGGACGUGGGUGAAAAAAAAAAUGCCGAAGCCAUUCUGAACGGCCCGAAGAGCCGGGCAGAUCCGCAGGGCCGGUGCCAAGCGUCGGGGGAAGAAAGGGUUGGUUCUCGUUUUCUUUUCUUUUCCUUCUUUUGGUUCCAUUCUUCAACUUUGAUGGCAAUGCCAUGGAGGAUGCACCGCUCCGCAAAGUCAAAACAAGACGCAAGAAGUGCCCGUGCGUCCCGGGGCUGCCUCUGGACACGGGAGGCUGCGAGGACGAGUUCGACUGCAAGGAGCUGGAGUCUCUCUUUCAGAAUUACAACCUCAAGCUGGAACAGACUGCCACCCUCAAGGCGUUGGCCGUACUCAUCAUCAUGACGGCCACGCUAGCCAUCGUGGAGUUAAUGUCCGGCCCCAGCCUGACCAUCUCCAAGGGCUCGCACCCGGUUCACUGCAUCAUUUUCAUGUCGCUCUUCAUCGUGACCAACGUAAAGUACCUACAGGUCACCCAGCUACAGCAGAUCGUCAAACUCACGCUGCUCUUCGCCUUCACUUUCUCCUUCCUGUGCUGCCCCUUUUCGCUGGGAUCCUACAGCUUGGAGCCGCCGACCUCUCCCGAGCACGGCAUGUGGCAGCUCAUGCUGGUCACUUUCGUCGCCUACUCGCUGGUGCCGGUACGGACUUUGCUGGCUAUCAUCUUCGGCCUGAUGGUGGCCGUCUCUCACAUCAUCGUCACCGCCACCUCGGUCACCUCCAGGAGGCAGAGGCUCUGGCGCACGCUUGUGGCCAAUGCUGUUCUGUUUGCCAGCGUGAACAUGUCUGGGGUGUUUGUGAGGAUCCUGACAGAGAGAGCCCAGAGGAAAGCCUUUCUUCAGGCGAGGAACUGCAUCGAGGAGCGCCUCCGCCUGGAGGAUGAAAAUGAAAAACAGGAAAGACUUCUAAUGAGCCUAUUACCCAGAAAUGUAGCUAUGGAAAUGAAAGAAGAUUUCCUCAAACCUCCAGAAAGGAUAUUUCACAAAAUAUACAUCCAAAGACAUGACAAUGUCAGCAUUCUAUUUGCUGAUAUAGUAGGCUUCACCAGUUUGGCAUCGCAGUGCACCGCACAGGAACUAGUAAAACUUUUAAAUGAACUUUUUGGCAAGUUCGAUGAGCUGGCUACUGAGAAUCACUGUCGAAGAAUUAAAAUCCUUGGAGAUUGCUAUUAUUGUGUAUCAGGUCUAACUCAGCCGAAAACAGACCAUGCUCAUUGCUGUGUCGAAAUGGGAUUAGAUAUGAUUGAUACAAUCACAUCCAGGGACCAAUCCGUUAAGCAGUUUGUGGGUCCUAAGAAGAGUCCUCAGAAGCAACGAUUCUCUACUUCCAAUUGCCUCAUGGAACAACGGUCUGUGGCUGAAGCCACCGAAGUUGAUCUUAACAUGCGUGUGGGCCUACACACAGGAAGAGUGUUGUGUGGAGUCCUUGGUCUCCGCAAGUGGCAGUAUGACGUGUGGUCCAAUGAUGUAACCCUGGCUAAUGUAAUGGAAACCGGUGGUUUACCUGGAAAGGUUCAUAUAACAAAGACCACCUUGGAGUGCCUGAAUGGAGAUUAUGAAGUUGAAGCAGGAUAUGGGCAUGAGAGAAACAGUUUCCUUAAAAAGCAUAACAUUGAAACCUUCUUCAUUGUGCCCUCUCAUCGAAGAAAAAUUUUUCCAGGCUUGAUCCUUUCAGACAUAAAGCCAGCAAAGAGAAUGAAAUUUAAAACGGUGUGCUACUUAUUGGUCCAACUCAUGCACUGUCGAAAGAUGUUCAAAGCCGAAAUCCCCUUUUCCAAUGUGAUGACAUGUGAAGAUGAUGACAAGAGAAGAGCACUGAGGACAGCAUCUGAAAAAGUCAGGAAUCGAUCAUCAUUUUCCACAAAUGUUAUACAUAACACUCCAGGAACUCGAGUGAAUCGAUACAUCAGUCGCUUAAUUGAAGCUCGGCAAACAGAGUCUGAAAUGGCAGAUUUACAUUUUGUUACUUUAACAUACAAACAAAGUGAAAGGGAGAAAAAAUAUCAUCAGCUUCAUGAUGAAUAUUUUACGAGUGCAGUCAUCCUCUCGUUGAUACUUGCUGCCUUAUUUGGCUUUCUGUAUCUUCUCAUAAUACCACAGAGCACAGUGGUCCUUGUCCUUCUGGUGUUUUGCAUUUGUUUCCUGGUUGCUUGUAUCAUGUAUCUCCAUGUCACACGAGUGCAGUGUUUUCCAGGAUGCCUGACAAUACAAAUUCGAACUAUUAUCUGCAUCUUCAUAGCUGUGUUAACUUAUGCUGUGGCCCAGGGAUGUGUGGUUGGCUGCAUGCCUUGGGUAUGGACUACCAACUCCAGCACCUCUAUUGUUAUUGUUGCUCCUGAUGGAUUCAAUAAAACAAUGAAUGAAUUGCCCUGUGAUGCAGCGCAUUAUGCUUUCCUUGCAUGUGUUGUCGGAACACUAAGUCUUGCAAUAUUCCUUCGUGUAUCUUCAUUACCAAAAAUGAUCCUCCUGUUCAUCGUCACUAUUUUAUACAUAGUAGUUUUUGAGAUUAGUGGAUACAGAAGAGCAAUGGGAGGCAGCUCAUUUUACAUACGAGGAUAUGAAUCUAUUUUGGCAAUCCUGCUUUUCGCUUGUGCUCUUGGACUUCACUCUAGACAAUUAGACCUAAAGUUGCGAUUAGACUACCUCUGGGCAGUGCAGGCAGAAGAAGAGAGAGAUGAUAUGGAAAGAGUAAAGCUUGAUAACAAACGGAUUCUCUUUAAUUUACUGCCAGCACAUGUCGCACAACAUUUUCUGUUGUCCAAUCCUCGGAAUAUGGAUCUCUACUACCAGUCAUAUUCACAAGUGGGUGUGAUGUUUGCCUCAAUUCCCAAUUUUAAUGACUUUUAUAUUGAACUAGAUGGUAAUAACAUGGGAGUUGAAUGUUUACGCCUUUUGAAUGAAAUAAUAGCUGACUUCGAUGAGCUAAUGGACAAAGAUUGCUACAAGGAUAUAGAGAAAAUCAAAACAAUUGGCAGCACUUACAUGGGAGCAGUUGGGCUUGUACCUACAACUGGAACCAAGGCAAAAAGAUCAAUAUAUUCCCAUCUGAGUACUCUGGCAGAAUUUGCAAUAGAAAUGUUUGAUGUUCUAGAUGAAAUCAACUAUCAGUCAUACAAUGACUUUGUCUUGAGAGUUGGAAUAAAUGUUGGACCUGUAGUGGCGGGUGUGAUUGGAGCAAGAAGACCACAGUACGACAUAUGGGGAAACACGGUAAACGUUGCCAGCAGAAUGGAUAGCACAGGCGUUCAAGGCAAAAUACAAGUAACAGAAGAUGUCCAUCGAAUACUCAACAAGUGCAACUUUGAGUUUGUCUGUCGUGGCAAAGUCAGUGUUAAAGGAAAAGGAGAAAUGCUGACGUAUUUCCUUGAAGGAAAAGUGAAUACUAAUCCACAAGCAAGUUCAACAAAUUUAGGGAGAAAAAUAUUUUCACAUGGAAGAGCAAAACUAGGGACCAGCUGUCCCUCAGUGUCAUCAGUGGCCAGUUUCACAGUAAAGGCAGGACUUGGGACACUUCACGCUGCUACAAUGCAAACAAAUCAACCUGUGCAUUGUAUUCCACCCAUACCUGUUGUUGAAGAAGCAUAAUGAAUGUUGGCACAAAAAUGAAGUCUGCCUUUUGAGCUGUUCAAUGGGAGAAGAUCAGUUAAUAUUGACAGCGUGCACUGAUCAUGCAAGAAGAUUCAGAUGUUUGGAAGUCCAGCACAGAAAAGAAGAACGUCUUCCUAGAACAGUCACCAGGAUUAUAUAGGCCAUCUGCCACCAGAAUUGCUGCGAUUGAAACCAAAGGCUAAAGAUUUGGGUCGUGUGAGAAAUGUUGCUUGGACUGGCACAUUAAGGGCUAACUACCUGUUAGAAGCAGCAAAGAACUACAUUUCUGGCAUAGAAAAUUAUCUUUUUAAGUGAAAUGAUGAAUUUUAGAAGCCUGAAUAACUUAUGACUAGAAUUUGUACAUUAUACCAUUUCUGUUUGUUUUCUAAAUGUACAAAAAACAUACUACCAUAUGACUUUAAGUUACAAAGUAAGUACUUUUUACUUCAGCUGCCAAUAGACAUAUCCACACAUUAUUAAAUUAUCCAUUAAAUAUUGCCUUAUUUAUUUUUUGUUUCAUUUGUUUCAUACUUUCCAUGUCAGCCUUUCUCAUACCAUUCUCUGCAAGAAUUUAUGGUACUGUAUAUAUUCUCUGUAAAUAAUUAAUGAUUAUACAGUAUGGAUUGUGUAUGAUAUUUAUAAAAGCACAUGUCAGGUGACUAAUUAAUUUUUAUAACAAAGUUUUAUUUAUGUACGCAUGACUGUUGACACAAUUUUAAAAACUGCUAUUCUUCUUUUGUUGGCCUCCACAACUGAUAUUAAAACCUAUCAAAUAUCAAAGAUAGAGAACUCCCAUUGAUUAUAGAUAAUCUUUGUCAAAAGAUACAGAAUUUUACAGCAUUUAUUGAAUGGUGAAAGCCUUUCUCUUGCAUUUUGUCCCCAUAACUAUUACUCAGUAGCAAUAACAUCAACUAUAAGAAUAUGUAUAGUGUAUUCUGUCAGAGAAAAGGGGAUGUUAUUAAAUUCAUUCUGUACUAUUGAUUCUAAUAUUUUCACAACCUAAUCUGUGUGAACAUUAUAUAAUGAAGAUAACAACUUUGCAUGUGGGAAAGGCAGGUUGAGCACUGUAAAAAUUUUCAAGCAUUGUGGCCUCUGUAUUUAAGUCCAAUAUUUUACAACCAUUAAUUUUAUGCUGUGUCACAUGACAAAAAAACAUUGCUAUGAGUUUCAUUUAAAAAAAGAACUGCAGCAAGCUUGCUAAUUUUCCACAUUUAAAUACGGGUCUAUUUUUAUGUGCAUAUUGAAUAUUGUAAGAUAUCUUUCACUCCCUUUUGGAACUGCAAGAAUUAACUUAAGAAUCCAAUAUUUGUCUGAACUUUAAUGUUAAAAGUGGAUAAUAUUCAUGGAAAUGUUAAAUGUGAAUGUAAAUUUCUAAUUAUAACUUUUUAUACUAAGUGUUUGCACUAUUAUAAUUUCUUUUGGGUCUUAUGAAAAAGUAAAAAAAAUGUUUUAAAAAUUCAUCCUUUUCUCAGAGCAUUUGUAAAUAUGUAUUAUGGUAUUUUGUUUAAAAUUUGCAACGUAUAAUGCUGUACCAGAGAAUUUCUCACACUUUAGGUUCAAAAUUUGAAAUAUUUGGGUAAUCAACAAGUCAUCUUCUGCUAUAUCCCAUGCUAAACAUUUCCAGCAAGGGUCAUCACUGCAGAUGGAGAAAAUCUCUUUUGUAAAUGUUUCUGUAUUUGUUAAACAAACAAUUGUAGAAUUUUGAGCAAUUACUUCAGUCUAGCAAUUGUUUUAAAAGUGACAACCUAUAAUUUAAUAUCUUGGAGUGAGAAAUCUGGCUUGUUAACCCACAAACUAUGGGAACUGUUUUCAGAUCAAAAAGGUGCCUUUUGUUCUAAUAUCCAAUGUGUGGGAUGUCACAUUGGAGACAGAAGCAAUGCAUGUGUACAACAUUGCUACAUAUAUGCUGAAUGAGUGAAUUGUAACACUAACCAUACUGCAAUUUAGGUUCUGUAUCAUUGUGUUAAAUUUCAAUCCUCGAGGCCAGGCUCCAUUUUGUAUGACUAAAAUUAUAUUAAAUUAAAUAUGCAUUACAAAGCAAAGUGAAAUCAUCUUCAGUUUUUAGUUGGCUUAUCUAUAUCCAGAAACUAUUAUCCACUGUGCCACAGGGGCAAGUGGGUCUGUGGGGACCUGAUGGCAGGCAGAUACAAUACGUUCAAGUAACAGCUUUGAACCAAUGAUGCCAGCAGCCCAGAGAACCACAUCGGGUCAGUAGUUCUACUAGCAAUUAAUGAGUUGAAAUUGUGUCUGUGC